Messenger RNA from Colletotrichum spaethianum, 1539 nucleotides. RefSeq lists its product as uncharacterized. The record is from RefSeq and is a predicted model, not a curated record. The transcript has 2 exons. Lineage: Eukaryota; Fungi; Ascomycota; Sordariomycetes; Glomerellales; Glomerellaceae. Bases 1 to 1539 code for a protein of 512 amino acids.
AUGCUCGUGGGAAAGUCAGUCCCGGAGCUCAUCCUCGUGAGGUCCAUGGUGGUGUUCUUCCAGUACCUUGGCCUCCUGUGUUUCCUAUACUUUUGGUUCAUCUUCGCCCUCGUCGGCGUGCCUGGCAUCGCCCAUCCAGUGUCCAUCAUCAUUGAGGUGGUCGGGGCCAUCGAAAUCCUCUUCUACUUCGUCUGGUUCGUCCCGUACCGCCGCCGUCUGCAGAAGCAGGGUUUCCAGCCGACACCACUGUCGCUGGAGGAGCGUCGCCGGUUCUUCUACCAAGGCCUGGACCAUGCGCCGGACGUUGAACAGUACAUCCGCAGGUGGCACUGCAACGCCCAGCUUGGCGACAUUCGCAGAGAGAAUAUGAAGGACUGGUUGAUGUGGGCGCUGUUCGACAAGCAGGGCCACCCGGGGGAGCAUGAUGAGGAGCUCGAGGAGUACAUCACGGAUGCCGAGGAGCGCGCCGGCGUCACCAUCAAGGGUGGCUAUGGCGAUUCCACCCCGAUGCGCCUCAGCUUCGACCCCAUCGAUAUUACCCAUCGGAGUCUGUUAUUCUACAUUAUCACGGGCUGGCUCGACUUUGUCGCGACCCUCGUCCUCCUCGUCAGAGGCUUCAAGUUCUACCGCCAACCCCGCAACACCUUCUUCUCCGUCUUCCCCUGGCGGCCCAUGACGCUGCUCUCGCCCCACGAGUCCGCCGACCCGAAGCUCAGCUACUUCUGCCGCCCGCACACGUCCACCACCCAGCGCCCCAUCCUCUUCAUGCACGGCGUCGGCGUCGGCGUGCUCCCCUACCUCCUCUGGCUCUGGAGCAUCCCCAAGGACGUCGGCGUCCUCGCCAUCGAGAUCCUCCCAGUCUCCUCACGCAUCUGCCCGCCUCUGCAACCCACCAAGGAGCUCAUCGACGGCAUGCACGACAUCAUCAAGCAGCAGGACUACACCGACUUUGUCUUUGUCGGUAACUCCUUCGGCACCCUCCUCGCGUCGCCCCUGCUGCAGAGGCCCGAGAUCGCGGCCAGGAUCAACUCGGUCGUGCUCAUCGACCCGGUCUCGCUGCUCCUCCACCUCCCCUCGGUGGCCUACAACUUCACCCGGCGGAAGCCAAGGUGGGGCAACGAGUGGGAGAUUUGGUUCGUCGCCACGGAUCCCAUGGUCGCCCACACGUUGGCCCGCCGGUUCCGCUGGCAGGACUUCAUUCUCUGGACGCCGCAGCUGCAAGGCAAGCGCACGACGGUGGUCCUGGGUGGAGAGGACUGCGUCACGGACCCGGACGCCGUGGCGAGCUACGUCUACUUUGGCGACCUCAACUACACCCGGCACGACAAGCUCGAGUGGGCGACGACGCCCGAGCGGUGGACGGGCCGGGGCGAGCUGGAGCUCAUGUACCUCGACGGUAUGGACCACGGCCAGGCGUUCCUGAGCAUCAAACACAUGCCGCAGAUCGGCAAGGUCGUGUUGGCGUACACGCACCUCAACGGGGUCAUGGAUUCGCGGCAAGCAGACACCGCAAAAAUGGAGGAGCUGAACCAGAUUUGA